Molecule: messenger RNA, 270 nt
Organism: Symbiodinium pilosum
Lineage: Eukaryota; Dinophyceae; Suessiales; Symbiodiniaceae
Source: the annotation of a GenBank genome assembly
AUGGCCGAAGCCCUGGACCCUGAUGACGAUUCUGAUGCAGAACCGGCCUCUGACUUUGCAGAGGUUGAUUUGGCAUCGGACUACCCUCGACUGUUAGGCGUGGAUCGAAAACGUGAGGCAGAACUUUUUAACGUCCUCUCCAUCCACCUCAAGGGAGGACUCCCAGAAGGAUGGUCGAUACACGUGGAGGAGGAGAGAUCAGCGGCUUAUUUCUGGAAUGAGGUUAGUGGCCAGAGUUCCUGGACUCAUCCCGACCACCAGGUUUUUCAG